This is a messenger RNA of Glycine soja, 1637 nucleotides long. Its product is annotated as arogenate dehydratase/prephenate dehydratase 1, chloroplastic-like. Gene Ontology annotation, molecular function: prephenate dehydratase activity; arogenate dehydratase activity. Lineage: Eukaryota; Viridiplantae; Streptophyta; Magnoliopsida; Fabales; Fabaceae. Gene Ontology annotation, cellular component: chloroplast; cytoplasm. Gene Ontology annotation, biological process: L-phenylalanine biosynthetic process. The transcript is spliced from 11 exons. The record is from RefSeq and is a predicted model, not a curated record. The coding region runs from base 186 to 1340 and encodes 384 amino acids.
CAAGUGAAGUGUCCCUCAAAACCAGCAUAGUUAUUUUUGUACUUUUGGGGACAUUAGAGGCUUAGCUUCGUAGUUUGGUCCAAGCGGUUGCUUUUGGUUUUUCUUGCACUUCACAUGUUUUUUUGUAACGGUUUUGGGUGUGAGAGUGAAGAGCACACUUCAACUAUUGAGAACCGUUGACCUCCAUGGCUGUGACAACACCUCUUGUCGUAGCAAGUUCUCAACUUCGGUGUCACAAUUUUAGAAGAACCAGACACUGGGCUCUUACACUGAGUUGGGAAAAACAGCAGCUGAAGAGAGCACAGAAGUGUGGUGGGGAUGAGAAUCCAUGGAAGCCAGUGAAGAUAGUGAUGCGUGUGGUUGAUCAUCAUCCAAGGGAUGGUGAUGUCUCCUAUGGACUGCACAAGGAUUUGGUCUCCCUUCCAAAGCCAUUAUCCAUAUCUGAUAUUGUGGCUGCUUCUGAUGAUCAUGCUAAAGUACGGAUAUCAUAUAAGGGGAUACCGGGAUCAUACAGUGAGGAUGCUGCACUCAAAGCUUACCCUAAUUGUGAAACAGUUUCAUGCAAUGACUUUGAAGAAGCUUUUAAGGCUGUUGAGAUAUGGUGGGCUGACAAAGUUAUCCUUCCAAUAGAAAAUACAUCUGGGGGAAGCAUUCAUCGGAACUAUGAUUUACUUCUUCGUCAUAGGCUUCACAUUGUUGGUGAGGUGCAAUUGGCUACUAACCUCGCCCUUCUCGCUCUGCCUGGAGUCAGAACUGAGUACCUAAAACGGGUUCUAAGUCAUUCGCAGGCAUUUGAAUUGAGUGAUGAUUUCCUGACUAAAUUAGGUGUUGCCAGAGAGAACGUUGAUGACACAGCUGGUGCUGCUCAGAUUAUAGCUUCAAAUGGUCUGUAUGAUGCCGGUGCGAUUGCUAGCGUUCGAGCUGCAGAAAUCUAUGGGCUUAAUGUACUCGCAGAACGAAUCCAAGAUGAUUCUGAAAUCAUCAGUCGUUAUCUCGUGCUUGCAAGGGAUCCAAUAAUUCCAAAGGCUGAUAAGCCCUUUAAGACAAGUAUUGUGUUUACGCUGGAUGAAGGACCUGGAGUACUGUUUAAGGCUUUGGCAGUAUUUGCAUUGAGGGACAUAAAUUUAAACAAGAUUGAAAGCCGACCACAAAGAAAUCGGCCAUUAAGAGUUGUUGAUGACUCUAACACUGGAACUGCCAAGUAUUUCGAUUACCUUUUCUAUAUUGAUUUUGAUGCGUCUAUGACUGAGCCCCGAGCACAAACUGCUUUAGGACAUCUGCAGGAAUUCGCCACAUUUCUUCGGGUGCUGGGCUGCUAUCCCAUAGAUACAACCAUAUAGUCUAUAGAUAGCUAUCUGCUUUUUAUUGGUCAAUUUUCAAUGAAUGUCAUUAUAUUCAAGCCUGAAACUUUGAAGAGAAUUUGCAGCUACCUUCAUGUCCAAAUAAAACAAGAGCUGUCAGAUGGUAAAAAAUGUAUUUACAUUACAUAAUAGUUAGCCUUUAUUCAUUUUGUUAGUCAGUUUUAUAGAUUGACACGUGUGAUUAUACUAACUCUCUUAUACACAUAUAUAAGAGAAGCAGAGACUAGUAUUGUAAUUUUUCAUUCAAUCAAUAUUCAGAACUUUCUCCUUUCUUCA